AUGUAUUCACGUCCUUUGAGCUUGCAAAUGACGCGCUGUUUGCGCGCAGCAACUGGUUACUCCAGGACACGAAGGACUCAGGUAAACCUGCAACGAAUUUUCUUAAGGGAACAACCACUUCGCCCGUCUACUACGUUGUCUGAAGCAGAAAGAAAGGAAGAUUCUAAAGAAAGCGACGAAGAACCAAAAUCCUGGAGAGAAAAUCCAGCCCUGAAAUACUGGAUUCUUGGCUCACUGGGAAUCUCUGGCUCUGUUUAUUACUACGUUUACAGAAAUCACGAAAAGAAACGAUUGCUAGUAAAGCAUUUGCCAUCAGCACCCAGUCAUUUCGUACUUUCCCGUGAACGAGAUCUCUCCGCGCUUUCUUCCCUUCAUAGUCAGUUGAAGGGAAAGGAAUCUUUAACUGUUCUCCAUAUUGUUGGCUGUCCUGGGUCUGGAAAAACAGAACUUGCUCGGGAAUUUGCCGAGAAACUCUCCAGAGAGGAACAAGAAAAGUACACCUUUCUUCCAGGCAAUCUCUUCUUUGGGACUUUAAAUGGUACAUCGGUAAAAAGCCUUCUUUUUGAUGUGAAAAGGUUUGCAAUUUCUGUUGGUUGUUUUGAGAGUGAUUGGACAUCAAAGGCAGGUGAAGGGGUUAAUUUCUCCAGUCUGUCCAAGGAAGAGCAGUUAGACUACCUUGUUGAUGCUGUUAGGGAAAAACUUAAAAACAGCCAAGGCUGGAUUCUAAUUUUGGAAAAUGUUAAAGAUAAUGAAGCUAUGUACCGCUGGUUUUCUGCAAAUUCAUCAAAAAAUUGGGGUAAUGGAACAGUUCUCCUCACAAGAGAUGGCCAUGUUGACAGUGAUGUAAUGAUCAACAAUACUUACAGUAUUGAUGAAGGGUAAGAGCAUUUGCAUGACUUUUCGCAUACCAUAGGAAAAAAAUCAUUUUAACACUUAAACUCCCAGAGGUGAUUAACAUACAACUUAUCUCCAUGAUAUCUAUACAUGGUCCAGCAAACAGAUAAUGAGAAUACCCACACUUAUCAGGUAGAAGUUGUUAUCUUGACCUAACACCAAACUUGUUACUAUUCUAUAAUAGAGGGGAGAAUUAUCAAUCAGAUCUUAGGAUCAAUCUAGAUGGUUUAUUUGCACACACUUUUUUAAAAUAUAUUUUGGUAAUGAGCAACUCUCUAAAGCAGUAGUACUUAAAAUUUCCAAAACUAGGGGUUUUCGUAAAAUUGUAAGUCUGCAUGCUAUUUCAGUCCCAAACAAAUCUGACUGAAUCACAACUGGCAUUAUGUCAUUAGUGAGUACGGCAAUGUGAUCAUUCUGUCUUAAUCAUUUUCUUUCUUUCUUUUAGAUUGCCUAUGGAUGAUGGGAUUGAACUUCUUUCAAAGUUGAGUGGAUUGGAAGGAAACAAGAUGACUGCUGCAAAAGACAUUGUAACAAUUCUAAAGGGGAUUCCUCUGGCUCUCACAUGUGCUGGUCAUUACAUGCAAUCAAAAGUGCUGAAAAAUCCCAACUAUUCCAGUUUAGACUUUUUAAGUGAGUUUAAAUCAGAGCUUCAGAACUUCACUAAGGCUAAUGGGGAGAUGGCAUUAAGCCCCACAUAUGUCAUGGUUAGCAUGGAAACAAAAAGCCUUGUGCAGGAAAACUCCCAUCUUCUUCAUGCUUUUGAUUUUCUGGCAACCUGUACACCUAAUUGGCCAAUACCAGUGAGCCUCAUUGCUCUACAUCUAAGGUCACCAGAUUUUAAUCUACCCCCUGUGGAAGGCAGUGGACCUGCUCUGCCAAGCCAAAACCCCACUGAGGCUGAACAAGGGAAUAGCUCAGAACAAGAGGUAGAAGAGAUGUUCCUAUCAAUCAAGAAACUGGCCAAGAACUUGGAGAACUUUAUAACAGCAGUAAAAGAUAACAUUGAUGCUAUCAAAGCCAUGCUUAACCCUGUACUGCCUGAUAUGCCACAAAUGUUGGACGGAAAUGUGGAGAUGUUAAAAGCUUGUCCAUUAGUUUCUGUUAGAAGAAUGGAGCCCAUGGGUAAGAAAAUUGUCUUUUUUUGUUGUUGCUCAUUUAAAGUUGAAAGUGACAGAUCUCACCUUUCUAUGGUAAAAUAUCAGUUUUCUAGUUACAUAACUUUAGUGUUCUCCUUUUCAGGCAGUAAGCAGUAAAAUUUACCAUCUGUAGUACCUCUUACUAUGGCCUGAUGUUGUCUAGAUCUCUAAAAGAUUCAACAUGGAAAUAAGCAAGAACACUCUGUCUUAUGCACUGGUGAUAUAUAUAUAUAUAUAUAUAUAUAUAUAUAUAUAUAUAUAAGAGAGCUCCCACCUUUUUCACACCUAGGAGUGAUCAAUGUGUAAAAAUUGCUUUGAAAAUUGAUACACCUUUAAGAUUACAGGUAAAAAAAAUGAGGCUCUUAUUUGAGUGUUGCUUCUUUCAGUUCAUUAUAUGACUAAUUAUCUUAUUCAUUUCUUACCAGGGGUGGAGACAGUAAUAAUUAGUCCUUUGGUGCACUCAGUGUUCCAGCAACUUUUCUUGUCCCGGACAAUGGAGCAGCUUGAAUCUGAGUAUCUAGUGCAGGCGGAGGAGAAACACAACAAAAGCUCUUGGUUUCGUCGGCUGUGGAGUUUUGACGCUCAAAGAUCACUACAAGAAUAUCGCAAUUCCCUGGGUGAGGUCUCGCAAGAGGAAGCUGUAAAUAUGCAUGAAAAUUUGCCUGAUAGCGAGCUCCUUGCCCAUCGCUCCGGGCCCAAUGUCAGUGGUUUGUUGCAGGAGAGUGAGUCAGAGAUUACAGAACAAUUCAGGAAGAUAAAGACUGGUGAUGCAGUCCGUCACUGUCAGCAGCACACGGCGCGUAUUUUGAAAACUAUCAAUGGAGUAGCCUCCGUCUGCGGCCAAGACAAUCAAACACGAACUCUCGCUAGACUCCUCAAGCCGCACCUCGACCACAUUUUAGCCGCUGGCACUUCCAAGAGUCUGGGACCCAAAAGUCGUGCCCAUGCCAUUUCAGCCGUAGCCGCCAUUGACACUUCCUUUGGCAAUUUAGAGUCCAGUAAGGGACUUUUAGAAGAUGUUCUGGCUAUUGAAACACAACUGUAUGGCGACUCUAGCCUGGAGGUAGCGUCUACUUUGACGCGUUUGGCAGAUGUGUGCAGUUCUCUGGACGACGCACAGCGGUGUAGAGAGCUUCUUGAGAGAGCGAUUCAAAUUUACGAGUCGCAGCGAAGGAAAUUCGGGGAAUACAAACAGCCUCUUGAAUACGCACGUACCCUAUCAGCCCUUGGCGCUACCUAUGGAGGAUUAGGCUUCAAGGAACGAAGUCGCGAUUAUAUUGAGCGAGCCUUCUCUUUCAUGCAGUCAGCAGCACCCAUCAGCCCGGACGAAGUUGAAACGCGCCGGUUCACAAGCGACGUGGCCAGCACACUCACUGAUUUGGGGCAUGCAUACCUUUCGUUAGGCGAAACGACGCAAGCACGGCGGUUCUUAGACAUGGCUCUGAAUGGACAAAAAAAUAUUCACGGCGAUGAACAUCCAGAAGUUGUGCGCACUUUGACAGUUCUUGGAAUUGCUUAUACCAUGCAGGGAAACUGGACAGAAGCGAGAAAAAUGAGGAAAGAAGCCGGAAAAACUCAGGCAAAACUUGAUGCCAAGCCAUUGAUGUGA
Pocillopora meandrina is the source of this 3639-nucleotide messenger RNA. The record is from the annotation of a GenBank genome assembly. Lineage: Eukaryota; Metazoa; Cnidaria; Anthozoa; Scleractinia; Pocilloporidae.